AGGCAUCAAGUCAUUUGGCUCGACAGCGAGCACCGCGUCAUCUGGCAAGGCAGUGGGCUCUGAGUCAACAGGCACGACAGUGGGCACCGGGUCAUCAGGUACCGGAUUGUCUGGCUCGACAGCGGGCUUCGGGUCACCAGGUGUAUGACAGCGGGCACUGGGUCACCAGGCAUCAGGUCAUUUGGCUCGACAGCGGGCACCGCGUCAUCUGGCAAGGCAGUGGGCUCCGAGUCAACUGGUAUGACCACGGGCACUGGGUCAGACAUUGGAUCGUCUGACAGGACAGCGGGCAUCGGGUCACCAGGCAUCAGGUCAUUUGGCUCGACAGCGGGUACCGCGUCAUCUGGCAAGGCAGUGGGCUCCGAGUCAACAGGCACGACAGUGGGCACCGGGUCACCAGGCAUUGGAUCGUCUGGCUCGACAGCGGGCAUCGGGUCACCAGGUACGACAGCGGGCUCUGAGUCAAUUGGCACGAUAGCGGGCACCGGAUCAGGUACCGGAUCAUCUGGAUCAACAGCGGGCAUCGAGUCAACUGGCCUAAUAGGAUCGUCAGGCUGGAUCAGCGAGUAGAGGCAUCAGGCCGAGGCAUCAGGCUUAUCGAGUAGAGGCAUCAGGCCGAGUAGAGGAUUCAGGCUGAACCACGGAAGGCAGGUUCACCGG
Molecule: messenger RNA, 660 nt
Organism: Staurois parvus
Lineage: Eukaryota; Metazoa; Chordata; Amphibia; Anura; Ranidae
Source: the annotation of a GenBank genome assembly